AAAAUCAGCUGCAAUUUAGUUUUACCGUAAACUUUGUCGGAAAUGGAUAGUUAUCCAAAAAACUUGGUCGAUCAGUAUUUAAAAACAUCUACAAAACUUAAGAAAAUCGAAAAAGCAGUGUUCAAACGUUUCGGACCGAAUGUCUCCGAGGUAUUGGAUGACUAUGGCCGCUUGGCCAUAAAAUUUGAAGAAGCUGGCAUCUACCAAUAUGCCGCCAUGUGUCAGCUGGGUGUGGCAAAGUGUGAAAACUAUUUACAAAACUCCAUGGCCGAGUGUCAGGCUUUGCUAAAAGCAGCACGAUUAUUUUUAAAGGCCCACGAAGAAAUGGAGUCUUUGCUGUUGAGAUCUAAUCGUGACGAGUAUAGGGAAACGGCAUUGCAUUGUUUUACCCAGGCUGUGGAGAAAUGUCCUGAUGAUAGUGUUAUUAAGGCAGCCAUUAUACGCGAAAUGACUCCUUUACAGCCUCACUAUGAGGUGACUAGUACUUUUAACUCGCCGGCUCAUCGUAUAUACGAGCUAGAAUUGGCUACUGAACAGUGUUUAAAGAAUCACGACUAUCUCAAGGCUUUACAGCAGCUAGAUGAUAUUGUGGAUAAUAUUUAUGAGCGUAAAAAGCAACAUCUCUAUCAAGAGGUUUUGGCUAGAGUGGAAAUCCUCAGAGUUUUACUAUUGGUGGCCCUAACAUUGCCACCGGCACGCCAGACACCAGCUCACAUCAAGCUUAUAGAGUUCUAUGCUCAAUUGGCUGAGUUUCAAGCUGAAGAAACGCUUGUGCCCAGUCCUAACCAUUCACCAGUGCAUGAGGUACACUCAUUUGCCUCCUGGCGUCCCGGUUCAUAUUUAACACAAUUUCAAAAAUUUGCUUUGGCUGAGAUUAUUUUAGCCUGGCAUUUGAAUAAGCCGCGUGAUUUAAAAGUAGCUUUACAAGAAUUUCGUCAUAAUUUUAUAUCUUUGUCGGAACCGCAAAGAUUUCUUAUAAAUAGUAUUAUACAGAAAGUCGAUAAGAAGUGUUGAGAGACAUGGCAAGAUGAUGAUUAAAACAAAAAGGUUUAAGUCAAGUAACACAAGAUUUUUUAGCAAGAUACAUUAAUAAAAAAAAUACAGUUUCAAAAAGUAACAA
Calliphora vicina (urban bluebottle blowfly) is the source of this 1120-nucleotide messenger RNA. RefSeq names its product Huntingtin-associated protein 40 kDa (gene Hap40). The record is from RefSeq and is a predicted model, not a curated record. The coding region runs from base 43 to 1014 and encodes 323 amino acids. Gene Ontology annotation, cellular component: early endosome. The transcript is spliced from 3 exons. Gene Ontology annotation, biological process: vesicle cytoskeletal trafficking. NCBI's taxonomy places the organism in Eukaryota, Metazoa, Arthropoda, Insecta, Diptera, Calliphoridae.